Molecule: messenger RNA, 389 nt
Organism: Macrosteles quadrilineatus (aster leafhopper)
Lineage: Eukaryota; Metazoa; Arthropoda; Insecta; Hemiptera; Cicadellidae
Exons: 2
Coding region: 55-360 (101 amino acids)
Source: RefSeq, a predicted model, not a curated record
GUUUCAUUUAAACAUAUUUCACAGGCCAAUGUGCUCUACUCCAGGUGCGACGUAAUGCCCAAGGAGGUGCCUGAGAGAUGUCGCAUCAUCCCAGAGGACCUGACCAGGAAAUUCCCUGACUGUUGUCCACGUCUCGAGUGCCCAUCAAAGUACCAGCUGUCUGAUGAAGUGAGAGACGACUACCAAGAUUUGGUCACUAACUUGGAAUUUGCAAUGAAGCGGAUGGUGGAAAACGAGAAGAUUGUAAAAGAGGAGGAAGAGGCUGAAGAAAAGGAAAUACUAAAAAAGAUUAUCAUACAAGUUAUUGUAGCUUCUUGGCUAGCAUCGGAACCUCAUAACAGGAAAUCGAUGCGAGCUUAGCAUUUUCCUAGAAACAACACUAAUAUCGU